UAAAAAACAUAAUUGGGCAUCGUUAAUCAAAAUAUCGGAUCGUUACACUACUUUCGUUACAUCAUACUUCCUGUUUAUUUGUUUUUUGAAAAUAUAAUGUUGGUGUUUUAUUUUAUUCUUGUGCUCUUUGGAAAUACUGCAGCUGAAAUCUUUAAAGGGAAUCAUACUAAUAACUGGGCUGUGUUGGUUUGUACUUCACGAUAUUGGUUUAACUAUCGUCACGUAGCAAACGCGUUAUCAAUUUAUCGGAGCAUUAAAAGACUUGGCAUACCAGAUAGUCAUAUUAUUUUAAUGUUGGGUGAUGAAAUGCCAUGUAAUCCUAGAAAUCCACGACCUGCUACUGUCUUUAAUAAUGCUAAUCAACACAUAAAUGUUUACGGAAAUGACGUUGAAGUAGAUUAUAAAGGGUAUGAGGUAACUGCAGAGAAUCUAGUUCGUAUACUUACUGGUCGAGUUCAUGGAAAUGUGCCCCGAAGUAAGCAAUUAAUUUCCGAUAAAACUAGCAACGUAUUAAUAUAUUUGACAGGUCAUGGAGGUGAUGGUUUUCUUAAGUUUCAAGAAUCAGAGGAAAUAAGUAGUAUAGAGCUUGCAGAUGCUUUCCACCAGAUGUUCGAGAAAGGAAGGUAUAAUGAAUUGCUUCUUCUUGCAGAUACAUGUCAAGCUGCUUCUCUUUAUAAAGAUAUAUAUUCUCCUAAUAUCUUAGCUGCUGCAAGCAGUCGUGUUGGUGAAGAUUCAUUAUCUCAUCAUGAUGAUGCCACUUUAGGAGUUCCAAUAAUUGAUCGCUGGACAUACUAUUUAUUACAAUUUUUAGAGAAUUUAAAAUCUGAUACAAAAAAAACGAUGCAAGAUUUUUUUGAUCAAACCAGUAGUUAUCAUCUUGUCAAAUCUCAUCCUACUGUAAGAAAAGAUUUGUUUUCAAGACUACUAAAUCAAACAUUAUUAACAGAUUUUUUUGGUAAUGUACACUCAGUUAAAAUAACACCUGAGUUAAAGAUUCUUGAUAAAUUUUUAAAUGAAUCAAAUUUUUUUAUCAAAUCAAAAAUUUCCAAUAAACCACGAAAAAAUCUCUCAUAUCAAUCUCAGUCACUAGAAAUCAUAUAAAUUUUUUUUUUUUUCAUGUAGUUGAAGAGUAAAAUUUUUUCAAAUUUCAAUGGAUAAAGGUUGAAUGUUUUAUGUU
This is a messenger RNA of Hydra vulgaris (swiftwater hydra), 1177 nucleotides long. Its product is annotated as GPI-anchor transamidase. Gene Ontology annotation, biological process: attachment of GPI anchor to protein; proteolysis. The record is from RefSeq and is a predicted model, not a curated record. NCBI's taxonomy places the organism in Eukaryota, Metazoa, Cnidaria, Hydrozoa, Anthoathecata, Hydridae. Gene Ontology annotation, molecular function: GPI-anchor transamidase activity. Gene Ontology annotation, cellular component: GPI-anchor transamidase complex.